Messenger RNA from Moneuplotes crassus, 1808 nucleotides. NCBI's taxonomy places the organism in Eukaryota, Ciliophora, Spirotrichea, Euplotida, Euplotidae. The record is from the annotation of a GenBank genome assembly.
AAAUUUUUGUGUGGGAAAAAUGAAUUAUCCUUCAACCACUAGAAACCCUGUGAAAUAUUCCCAAGAAACCACAGUAAAUGAUCCUAUGGCAAUCAUGGAGAAUCCUUUUAGUCAAGAAGAGCUAUCAGCUAUGCUUUAUGAUGAUUCUGACUGCAAUAGGUCGAGACAAACGGUUCGAGAAAAUAAUCACUUGAAAGAGGCAGAUUCCAAAUCUCUUUACAAUAUGUCUGAAAGUGGAAGUGAUACAGUACCUGAAAACAACCACCCUGUGCAAGAUAAGAAUCUGAAUAGUCUUCUUUUUGACACUCAAGGCAGGUUCAAACCAGAUUUGAAAAAUGCUCCGGGCUCCAAGAACUUUAUUCGUGGACCAGACUGUAUGUCCUACAGGACGCAUAAUUUGCCAAAACAAGGCAUUGAUCAUGGACAAGUAGUUGAUAGAACUGAAGGGUUAGGAAUUUGGAAGGAGGUAGAAUUUUAGAGAGGCAAAGGCAGCCCGGAACUGGCCUAAAGGAUGUGCAACUGGCGUCCUCCAUCAGCACUCUUUAUCACAACAACAUAAACUUCCUAAUUCAACAACUCCUAACAAGUUCCUCUCCCCAGCGGAAAAACGAAAAAUCUUAGCAAACUCUAACUCAAAAGAAAAUCAAGAUCGCUCACACAAAAGUCCAAUACUCACUGAAUCUGAGGAGGUCUAUAAAAGCCAGCCAAAGACUAGAGUCUUCCAAAAAGAUGUUGAUCUUUACUGUGAAGAAAAUAUGGAUCCCAACAGAAAUCAUGAUAAGGGAAUAUACAUUGUCCAGAGGACUAAAGAGUUCGAGAAGCCUCAACAAGCCCAAGAGAUUUCUAUAGAUUCCAUAGAGUUCACACCCAAGAACAGGAGAAACCUCCACGAAGGGAAUUGCCAGAGGUCAGGAAAAGAACUGAAUGAGCUUUUCUCUGCUAAGAAACAAACUACUGCCAAGAAGCAUCAUCGUCAUAUCUCUUCGAUAUCACCACUAAUCACAGAGACAAGCAAGUAUAGGGAUGAGUACGAUCUUAGUCAGGAGGAGCUCAUCCAGAAUUUUAUUUCCUGGAAAACAAACUUUGAGACUGAUGUAAAAGAGUACUCUAGAACCAGAAAACCUUUCACUAAUGAUAUCGCACAGCUCUCGAAGCUGAACGAAGAGAGCUUACUUAUUGAAGAUGAAUGACAGAUUGAUGAGCUGCCUAGCUUUAAUCUUCCAAGAAAUCUCUUAAUCAGUGGAACAGGGAAGAAAUCCAGAUUUUCUAAACUUCCAAGAGCUAAAAAUGCGUUUAAUUAUAAUGAGAGAGCGAAAAUUAUCUAUGGGAGUCAGUCAGCCUCUCCCUCAAGAUCCCAUGCUGACUCUAGUCAAAAAUAUAGUAUGAUGAGAACUGAUACAACAAUUCCAAUAAAGAUUUCGCGGACUAAAACUUCAAAAAUAGGUCCUUCUCUCAAGAAACAAAAUCUCUCUGUCUUAAAGCCAGUGUGCUUACAGCCGAACAACUCAGAUGUCUGGAAUGAAACUGAAUACAACUCUGAUUCUCAGUCUGAAGUACCUGAGACCAAUAGAGCAACACCUAUCUUCAACAAGUUCAGAGAGAUGACCUUUGGAACAAGAGAAGACCCGCUUAGUAAGAGGCACCAAGCCAUUAAUUUCGAGCAGAUGGGUAAGAUAAAGGAGAAUAUUAAGAAACUCAGGCAACAAAGCAUGGUCUUCAACCUCUCUGCUUCAAGGUCCUGUGAAAGACCAUCUGAACAGACUACCCACCGAAAUGCCAUAUUUAACCUUGUGUUUAAUAUAAAGUAA